AUUUAUAAACCUAAAGAUAACAAAGUAUAAAACUGUGUCAGUGUCUUCACUUUACAAAGGAAACCCUUUCUGAAUAAUUUGCCAUGUCUCUGAAAAUGUUUCAAAUUUUGGUGUCUGCUCUGCUGUUUACAGCUUCUGUUUCAGGUGUCCUUGGAGCACCUUUUCUGACAGAAGAAUCAGCAAAUCAAUUUUUACGACUUAAACGGCACAUACUAUAUUCUCAGAGCUCCUGGGACCCAAGCAGCAGCCAGAAUUCAUGGGCAGACACUGUGGCUGAACAGAUUAGUGAAUCAUGGGCAGCUUUGAGAGACACAGCACAGUACUACAUGGACUUGGACCCUCUCGCCUUCAAACCUUCGAUAUCCAUUGACAACAUCCCAUCUUACGUGGACCUGCUACAGCAGUCUGGGAUUCACCUCCAUCAACAGACAAGGGCAAGCUAUUAAAUCCUACAUGUCUUGUAUCUGGCCAUGUUAGGAUAUGGCAUGUUAUGUAUUUGCCAUUAUGUAUUUGAUAAGACGACUUUAUCUCACCCAACUGUCUAAACCCAAAAUUAAUACACUAAUUCUCUGCAUAAAUACUACAUAUUUUAUAUUCAUAAGUAGAACUAAGAUCUAACUCAUGGUAAAUUGAAUAAGAAGCUUAACAAAAACAAUCAUGAACUUUUAGCAGAUUGAGCUUAAAAAAAUACAGUGUUUUCAGGUAAAACAAUUUUUUUUGACUACACAAUUGUUCUGAAAUGUACAUUCCUGCUUCUGUGACUGAAAACCACAUUUUUAUUUCAUAACAUUUCCUUUAGCUACAUUUCUGAGAGGCAAGUAAGAAAUGAAAAUCAGUCAUUUUGGGUGGGUAAGAGAUGUGUGCUUCAUGUACAGUUCUGUACUUCAGGUGCAUUUCUGUUCUUUCAAGUACUGGGGGCAAAUUAAUAGUAGGAAGUGUAGUAUACAUCCAUUCAUGUCCAUGCUUUGCUUUCCUUAUUUAAACUUCUGUACCUGGUCUUGAAUUCCCAAACCAGCUGAAUCCACAGCUACUACUGUGAGCUGUUUUUUGUCUUACUCCUUGGAGUUAGGAAUUCGUGGAAACAUUCACUACUCCUUUUCUAAAAAAAAUGGUGAUGACAAAUGUUCUUUCUGCCAAGUUCUUGAGUUUGGAAUUUUCCUGGCUCCUAUUAAUUAUUGUACCUUAUUUAAGAACAUCUUUGAAUAAAGGAUUGGGCUGCCAUA
Neopelma chrysocephalum (saffron-crested tyrant-manakin) is the source of this 1223-nucleotide messenger RNA. It is a transcript of the gene CUNH3orf85, whose product is annotated as chromosome unknown C3orf85 homolog. The record is from RefSeq and is a predicted model, not a curated record. The transcript has 4 exons. Bases 84 to 446 code for a protein of 120 amino acids. NCBI's taxonomy places the organism in Eukaryota, Metazoa, Chordata, Aves, Passeriformes, Pipridae.